AUGACGGGGAAGCUCUAUCUAAAAGCCAUUCUUCCCAUCGGCCUGUUUUUUAGCUUGAGUUUGAUAUGUGGAAACCAGACGUAUCUGUACCUGAGUAUUGCUUUUAUACAGAUGCUAAAGGCAACCACCCCAGUGGCAGUCCUCCUCGUAGGUUGGGGAAUGAGUGUAGAAACUCCGAAUGUUAGGGUGCUUGCAAACGUCUCCGUGAUUGUGCUAGGUGUCAUGGUUGCCUCGUAUGGGGAGAUCGCCUUCAAUUUAACUGGCUUCGUUUUCCAAACCGUCGGCAUUAUUUUCGAAGCUUUCCGCCUUAUCCUGGUACAGCGGCUGCUUUGGUCUGCAGAGUACAAAAUGGACCCGCUCGUAUCCUUGUAUUACUUUGCGCCAGUCUGUGCAUUAAUGAAUUUCUUGAUAUUCCUUGUAUUUGAGGCAUCGAGGCUUAGUAUGUCCGAGGUACUUAGGAUUGGAUUACUCACACUGCUUGCAAAUGCGGCCCUGGCUUUUAUUCUGAAUAUCUCAGUGGUUUUUCUGAUCGGCAGAACUUCCUCGCUAGUCCUUACCUUGUGCGGUGUUCUCAAAGAUAUCCUCCUAGUCGGUACCUCAGUCGCCAUUUGGGGCAGUACUGUCAGCCUUACACAGCUGGUUGGCUACAGCCUUGCAUUGGGUGGUCUAGUUCUCUAUAAGCUUGGCGUGGAUAAGAUCCAAGAGCGAUAUCAGCGCAUUCGCAAUGACGGUUCUAACGCAUGGGAGGAAUUUGGCGCAAAACAUCCAACUCGAAGAAAGGCUUCGAUCGGUGGAGCGGCCGCACUUAUCCUCAUCAUGGCCCUAGGGGUUAUGUUUGGGACUGGAAAGACGGAAAUUCAGUCAGUGCCGCUGGAGGGUGGAGAAUCCAGCGAGGUGGUCUAUGUUCCCCAGAAUCCAAACAUGGUGGAACAAAGUGGGCCUUUCCCUGUCGCUACAUUAGACAUGAAAUAUCAGCCCCCUAGGAGACUUGAUAUUGUUGUCAGCGUGUACAAAGAGCACCCGGCCGCGGUUGGCCAGGGUCUAGAAGCGAUUAAGCGAUUGCCCGGGUUUGGCGGAUUGAAUCCUAACAUCAUUGUUUACUUCAAGGAUCCUAACGCUGAUCAACGAAUUGUAUAUGAUGAGACCAAAGCAAAUGCUGUUCGAAAAUUGGGAGCUAGGGGGGGAAGUAACGCUGCCUGGCUUACCCAUAUCAUUGAUAUGUGGGAUGAACUCGCAGAGCAUACAAUGUUCCUUGAUGGAUCCUUCCAGAAUUUGGAGAGGAUGGCUGAACGCAUAUAUGAUUACUACGGCCCGGAAACCGGCAUACUCUCUCUUGCUCCUAGCCUCAGCCGCUGUGCCUGCCACCAAUGCAAGGACCCCUUUGGAACAGAAGAAUCUUGGUAUCGUAUUCCAGAGAUUUUCGCCUCCUUCAAUGGAGGCUUUUGCCCUGCUGGAUAUGUCCUCUUAUCACAAUCUGGACAGUUCAUCGUUUCGGCAAAGCGUAUCCGCGGCACCCCGAGGCAUGUUUAUGAAAGCAUGAGACACCUUUUAACUAGUGGCGAUGACCACUGGAUCCAUAACGACAAGAAGUUGGGUUCUUAUACGGAUGAUCUAGAUGACCCAUUCUUUGGCCGCGCCUUUGAAAAGAGUUGGAUGAUUGCUUUCCAAUGCGGGGACCCAAGAUUGGCCGAGAGUUGCCCAACACUCUGGGAGCGACGUCAACCCCAGGACCCACCCGAUCGUUGCCAGUGCCUUGAUAGGAAUCCUGCAGAUCCCAAAGGUCCAAAGCCGGCCCGGACAACCCGAAGGCAUGUUCGGAAGGUUUGAUUUUAUGAUCUUAGGAGUUAAACCCCCAUUUCUGUUUCCUUUUCAAUGUUUUCUUUCUUUUACGUUAUUUUUGGAUUGUGUCACUACAGUAGUUUAAAAGCAUUCAAAGCGCAUGCAAUUUCAGUAUUCAUAUAUCACUACAAACUCUGUCUCCUUUA
This is a messenger RNA of Tuber melanosporum (Perigord truffle), 1985 nucleotides long. RefSeq lists its product as uncharacterized. Lineage: Eukaryota; Fungi; Ascomycota; Pezizomycetes; Pezizales; Tuberaceae. The record is from RefSeq and is a predicted model, not a curated record. The coding region runs from base 1 to 1827 and encodes 608 amino acids. The transcript has 3 exons.